This is a messenger RNA of Eimeria acervulina, 2448 nucleotides long. RefSeq lists its product as hypothetical. The transcript is spliced from 2 exons. Gene Ontology annotation, cellular component: nucleolus; nucleoplasm. Lineage: Eukaryota; Apicomplexa; Conoidasida; Eucoccidiorida; Eimeriidae. The record is from RefSeq and is a predicted model, not a curated record. Bases 1 to 2448 code for a protein of 815 amino acids.
AUGCUCACCUCAAGACCCACCUUCUUCUUGUCGCGUCGGAAGUCCUGCAGAGGACGCUGCGCCCCCUGUUACCAUUUGAGCGAAUGCGCUGCUGCUGCUGCUGCUGCUGCUGCUGCAGUGGAUGGGGCUCUGCUGCGCUGCAGCAGCAUUCUCGCGCAGCUGCAGCUGCUGCCUUGCUGCUGCAGGCUGCCGCUGCAUGCAGCAACAGAUGCUGUCGAGCUAUCUAAUCUUCACAGAUUGGUGGCGUCUGUAGCUAGCAACAAAGCCCCAGUGCAUGUAGCAGAAGACAGCAGCAGCAGCAGCAGCAGCAGCAGCAGCUCCGGCGGGACGCCGAUAUCCAGAGGGAGGCGCGCAGCAGGCAGCAGCAAAAACGCUGCAGCAGCGACUCACAACGAAAGAGACAACUGCUGCUGCGCUCCCGCAAAUAGCUGCACCUGCAGCAGCAGCAGCACCUCCACCACCACCACCAGUGCCACUGCCAGCAGCAGCAGCAGCAACAGCAGCAGCAGCAGCAACAGCAGUAACAGCACGAGCAGCAGGGAGAGUCCGAGUCACCAAUGCCGUCGACAGCAGCAACAGCAGCAGCAGCAGCAUCAGCAGCAGCCACAACAGCAGCAGCAACAGCAGCAGCAGGAGCAGUCGCAGCAACAGGACCGCCAUCACCAGCAGGAGCAGCAGCAGCAGCAGCAGGAGCAGCAGCAGCAGCAGCAGGAAGCUUCUUCUUCGUGCUUCCGACAGGGGUCUAUUCCAGCUCCGCUGCUGCGGCACCAGGCGCUGCAGCAGCUGAGAGGAGGGCUGAGGGCCGCAGUAACAGAUGCAGCAAGUGAAGGUUUGCUGAUUUACUUCUUCUCUCCUUGCACAAGCAGCAGCAACAGCAGCAGCAGCAGCAGCAGCAGCGCGGCAUUUGUGCUGCGCUGCGGUUUGCUGCUAGAGUAUAUAGCAGAUGGAGACGCCUGUCUCUCUUGGGCGUUUAUAACGAAAGGGAUGUCUCCUGCUGCUGAGAAGCAGCUGCUGCUGCUGCUGCUGCUGUUUGCUGCUGCAGUUUUCUUAAAAGACAUGCCUUAUUGCGUAAGUCGUACGCUGCUGCAGAUACACCGCAAAUCACCCUUCCCCUUGCAGCCUGCUCGGGUGUAUAGGCAGCUCCUUGCGGAGCAGCAGCUGCUUAUCCCGCUGCUGCAGCAACACUGCAACGUACGCUUCGUUCCGGCUCCCGCUGCAGAUGCAGCAGCAGCAGCACCCGCAGCAGCAGCACCCGCAGCAGCAGCAGGAGCAGCAGCACCGUUAGAGCAUCCACCAGCAGCAGCAACAGCAACAAGCGCCUCAGCAGCAGCAAUCACAUCAAGGGGCCCUGCAGCAGCAGCAACAACAGCAGCAGCAACAACAGCGGCAGCAGCACCCUUAGCCGGAGAAUCAACAGCAGCGGCAACAACAGCAGCAGCAGCAGCGGCGGCGGCGGCAGCAGCAGCAGCUGAUGGUGUUUGCUGCAUCCCUGCUCGUCCUGUGAAUCUACGCUGCCGCUUAACAGCAGAUUCAAGCGAUUUGCUGCUGUGCCCUCGGCUGCUGCUGCUGCUGCUGCAGGAGGAGCCCUUUUGCUGCGGGUUGCUGCACCGGGAGCCCGACUGCCCCGAAGCAGAAGCAGAAGCAGCAGCAGCAGCAGCAGAUGCUGCAGCAAGAAGAGGCGAGCGCAACAGCAGCAAAAGGAGACGACGCAGCGAUACACACAACGGCACCGAAACCGCGGAUCCCCAGCAGCAGCAGCAGCAGCAGCAGCGCCAGCAGCAGCGGCAGCAGCGGCGAGCUGCUGCUCUUGCUGCUGCUGGCUUUACAGCUGAAGGACAAGUUAUGCAUGAUAACCUGAGAGAUGCUUCUCGCUGCUGCUGCAUGCAGCAGCAGCAGUGGUCGCGGCGUGUUGCUAUUAUUGAAGCAGCAGAACUUGCUCUUCGAAUCAUCCCUGAGCUGCUGCAGCUGCAGCAGCAUCAGCAGCAGCAGCAGCAGCAACAUGUGCACCUCCGGCAGGUGCAGCAGCAGCAGUUGCAGCAGCAGCAGCAGGUGCAGCAGCAGCAAGUGCCGCAGCAGCAGCAGAAAGGUUCGAUAGGCUGGGCUCCGAGUGCAGAGCUGCAUCAGGGGAUGCAGCAGCUGCAGCAGCAAGAGCAGUUUUCAUGCAGCAGCAGCAGCAGCAGCAGCAGCAGCAGCGGGAGGGUGGCGCCGCAUGCAUGCAAUAGAGUUUGUGAAGAGUUGCUGCGGCUUCAAGGGACUCAUCAACAUAUUAAGCGAUGCAGAGCGAUGCUCUCGGGUGUACGUACACCUCAGCAGCAGCAGCGGGAAGCAGCAGCAGCAGCAUCAACAGCAACAACAGCAACGGCAGCAGAAGCAGCAGCAGCUGCUGCUGUAAGCAGCAGCAGCACCAGCAGCGUUGAAAGGAAGAAGCAGCAAAAGGAGACAAAUUGA